Messenger RNA from Xyrauchen texanus (razorback sucker), 1889 nucleotides. RefSeq names its product gastrula zinc finger protein XlCGF57.1-like. The record is from RefSeq and is a predicted model, not a curated record. The transcript has 2 exons. Gene Ontology annotation, biological process: regulation of transcription by RNA polymerase II. Bases 187 to 1536 code for a protein of 449 amino acids. Lineage: Eukaryota; Metazoa; Chordata; Actinopteri; Cypriniformes; Catostomidae. Gene Ontology annotation, molecular function: DNA-binding transcription factor activity; RNA polymerase II cis-regulatory region sequence-specific DNA binding.
UGAUGAUGAUGAUGAAGAUUAUCCGCGCUGAAUGAGAAACAAUAUGUGACUUUCAUCGGUUUUAUUUCUACAGUGAUUUCACAAGUUUUAUUUCCGGUGUUUAUUUUCGGCGGGAGAAUUGCGAGUUGUCUGUAACGCAGUAAAACUCCAGGAAACAAGUGAAAUCUGUGUGACUCUGUUGUAAAGAUGUUUAUUAAAGAGGAGAGUGAAGAUAUGGCUUAUCCAGAAGCAUGCAGAAUUAAAACCGAACACACUGACGAACAAACAGACUUGAUGGAAAUGAAAGAGGAAGACCAAGAGCCAAUAGAAGUGAAAGAAGAAAGUCAAAAACUGAAUGAAGUGAAAGAGGAACAUCAGAAUUUCAUAACUGGAGAAAAAUCUAUUAGUUGCUCACAGUCUGAAAAUAAUUUCUCACAAAACAAAACUCAACCAGAAAAUUCCUUCACAUGUCCUCAGUGUGGAAAGAGUUUUACAUGUAAAGGAAAACUUUUGAUUCAUAUUACUCUUCACACUGGAGAGAGACCUUUCUCAUGCCAUCAGUGUGGAAAAAAUUACGCAAACAAAUUUGGCCUUAAAAGACACAUACGAUUUCACACCGGAGAGAGCCCUUUUUCAUGUCAUCAAUGUGGAAAAAGUUACACACAGAAACAAAGUCUUCAGAUACACAUAAGAACUCACACUGGAGAGAAACCUUUCACAUGCACUCAGUGUGGAAAGAGUUUCAUACGGAAAGCAAGUCUUACCAAGCACAUGAAAAUUCACACUGCAGAGAAACCAUUUAUAUGCCCUCAGUGUGGAAAGUGUUUCCUACGGAAAGAAGGUCUUAACAUGCACAUGAAAGUUCACACUGGAGAGAAGCCUUUCACUUGUCUUCAGUGUGGAAAAUGUUACAUAGACAAUAUACGCCUCAAACGACACAUGAGAUUUCAUACUGGAGAGAAACCUUUCACAUGCUCUCAGUGUGGAAAAAGUUUCAUAAGGAAAGGAGAUCUUAACAUGCACAUGAAAAUUCACACUGGAGAGAAGCCUUUCACGUGCCAUAAGUGUGGUAAAAGUUACGUAGACAAAUUAGGCCUUGAGAGACACAUGAUUUUUCACACUGGAGUAAAGCCUUUCUCAUGCCCUCAGUGUGGAAAAAGUUUCACGUCUAAAAGAUCCCUUCAGGUGCACAUAAGGAUUCACACUGGAGAGAAGCCUUUCAUUUGCCAUCAGUGUGGAAAGAGUUUCAUUAAUAAAGGAAACCUUCAGGACCACAUAAGAUGUCACACUGGAGUGAAGCCUUUCAUAUGCUUUCAGUGUGGGAAGAGUUUUUUGCGUAAAGGAAAUGUUAAUGUGCACAUGAGAAUUCACACUGGAGAGAAGCCUUACGCAUGCCUUCAAUGUGGAAAGAGAUUCGCUCGUAAAGGAAAUGUUGACAUACACAUGAAAAUGCACACUGGAGAGAAGCCGUACACAUGCCAUCAAUGUGGAAAGAGUUUCAGUCGAUCACAUACACUAAAAAAACAUGGAAGAGUUCAUGCUGGAGAGAAACCAUAACACCAGCAUUCAUGUGGGAAAAGUCAAAGAUAAGGGCUUUGCCCAGUUGUUGGAGUGAGCAAACUGAAAGUAAUGGUAUGAAAUUCAAAAACUCAAAGAUGUAAUUGCUCUAAAUGAAAAUAUUUUUGUACGUUGCAUUACCUGUAAUGAUGAAUCAGCUGUCAUUCUAUGUAAAGAGUUUUAGGAAGUAAAGCUGGGCAAUACAGCAAAAACAGUUACAAUAUAAUGUGUAUAUAUAAAGGGGUUAUUAAAAAGUACACCCCCCAGUUAAAAUAGAAGAUUUUUUUUCUAAUGUACUAGAUGAAACCGAAUUAAAACAUGUUAGUUCUUGUUCCACCAUUAAUGAUAAUGCA